Molecule: messenger RNA, 1349 nt
Organism: Drosophila sulfurigaster albostrigata
Lineage: Eukaryota; Metazoa; Arthropoda; Insecta; Diptera; Drosophilidae
Product: zinc carboxypeptidase A 1-like
Exons: 1
Coding region: 28-1308 (426 amino acids)
Biological process (GO): proteolysis
Molecular function (GO): zinc ion binding; metallocarboxypeptidase activity
Source: RefSeq, a predicted model, not a curated record
UUCGGCAAACUCAUAACGACGACAACCAUGUCGCUGCACAAGUCUCUGAUAUUCGCUCUCUUUGGCCUGCUGGCCACGCUUGCUGUUGGCCAGGCGGAACGUGUCCGCUACGACAACUAUCGCCUCUACAAGGCCAAUGCAGCGAACGAGGCUCAACUCGCCGUGCUAAAGGAUCUGGAGGGUUCCACCGACUCCAUCCUCUUCCUAGAUGGUGUUCACAUUGUGGGCACCGAUGUUCAGAUGGUUGUCGCUCCCCACAAGGUGCCCGAUCUAUUGGACCUGAUGGGCAAGGCUGAGAUUAAAUACGAGCUGCAAUCGAAGGAUUUCCAGAAGUCUAUGGAUGAGGUCGACGAGAAGGUUGCCAUCAAGGGUCGCGCUAGCACCGACUACAACUGGGUGCAGUACUAUGAACUGGAUGACACCUACUCCUGGAUGCAAUCCCUGGCCAAGAAGUACCCCAAUGCUGUAACCCUGAUUGAGGGUGGCAAGACCUACCAGGGUCGUUCGAUUUUGGGUCUGAAAAUCUCCAAGAGCGGCGCCGAAAAGCCCGGCAUCUUCCUGGAGGCUGGCAUUCAUGCUCGCGAAUGGAUCGCUCCUGCAGCUGCCACCUACAUCAUCAACCAAUUGCUGACCUCUGAGGUGGAUUCCGUCAAGAACUUGGCCGAGAACUACAAUUGGUAUGUCAUUCCCCAUGCCAAUCCCGAUGGGUUCGUGUACUCCCACACCUACGAUCGCCUGUGGCGCAAGACUCGCACUCCUUAUGGCAGAUGCUAUGGCGCUGAUCCUAACCGCAACUGGGACUUCCAUUGGAAUGAGGUGGACCCCAGCAACGAUGCCUGCUCUGAAACCUAUGCUGGUCCCGAGGCCUUCUCUGAGAUUGAGACUUAUUCGCUGUCGCAAUACAUUGCCUCGAUAAAGGACAAGAUUCAGCUGUACAUCUCGCUCCACUCUUACGCGCAGUAUCUGCUGUAUCCUUAUGGCCACACCAAUGAGCUGCCCGACAACGUCAAGGACUUCCAGCAAGUGUUCAAUGCCGCUGUGAGCGCAGUGUCCAAGCGUUACAACACCAAGUACACUGGUGGCAAUAUCUAUGAUGCCAUCUACCCCGCAGCUGGUGCCAGCGUUGAUUGGGCUUAUGGCACUCAGGGUGUGCGCAUGUCUUUCUGCUAUGAGCUGCGUCCUAAGAGGUGGAAUAUUCAAACUGGCUUCAUAUUGCCCGCUGCGCAAAUUAUUCCUGCCAGCGAGGAGUUGUUGGACUCGAUUGUGGCCAUGGUUAGUGAGGUCAAGACUCUGGGAUACUUCGAUUAAAAAGAACUACGAAAUAAACGACUUACAUUUUGGCAGCAUAA